UACCAAAUGUUAGAGUAAUAGAACUAAUUUUAUUUAGAAAAAAAAUGAUAUUUUUAAAUCACAUAAAUCAUCCUAAAGAAAAAUUAAAAAAAAGGGAGGUGGAUAUAAUGCAAGAGAGACGGUUGGAUUAAAUGGAGAAAGUGGCAUGAAAUCCAUCCACAGAUAAGAUCAAGAAUGGGAUUCCCGGCGACGUGGGCUACCAAACCUAAGGAAUAUUCCACCGGCAGUAGCGGCGGCGGCGGCGGUAGGGACGGAGGUGGUGCAAUGGGCUUCCUGUUUCUCUUCUUCCCGGAAAACGAAACCUCCACCGCCAAGAAGAAAACCGCCCAUCAAACGGCCCUCGAUCUCCUCUCUUCUCCGUCGUCUUUCAAGCCAGUUGCCGCUUUCUUCCGCCGCUCGAUCUCCGCCACCGUCGUCUCCACCGUUUCCGUCUGCGCCCUCCUCCUCUUCUUCCUCACUCUGCUCUCCUUCACCGUUUACUUCGAUUCCGCCGCCAAUUCAUCCCUUUUGAGACCCCGAAUUGCGGCCUCCGGCGAAAAUUCGUCCUCCGGCCACGCGCUGCAGGGCAUGGGCUCGCUGUACCGGAGAGGAACCCGAGCCAUGAACGAUCUCGUCGUAGCUCACGCCGUUGAUUCCCUCACCACCCACGAGCUCAGACUCUUCCUCCGACUCCUUUUCCGGUCGGCGGUAUUGGCGAAAUCGGACGUUUUGCUCAUUUUCCGGUCUAAAUCGGCCGCCCAAGACCGGGUCGUAGCAGAGGAAAACAGGUCGUUUCUGAAUCUCCUCCUCCACGGCGGCGGGAGUGAUCGGAAAUCCAUGGCUGCUUUCGAGAUUUCCGACAAGAAGAUGAAGGAAAGCGGAGAACCGAUCUGGGGACGGAAAAUUCGGAGGAGGAAUCCGGGUGGAGGAAACUGGACUGAGUCGACUCGGUGGAGUUACGGCUCUGUAGUGGGUUUCGACGCGGACGAGCUGGACCCGGAGAAUUCUUUAGCCGGGUUUCUUGAUCACGUGCCCAUGAGCUUGAGAAGAUGGGCUUGUUACCCAAUGAUUCUCGGGCGAGUCCGGAGGAAUUUCAAACGGGUGACUCUGAUUGACCCGAACGAAUUCCUCCUGCUCGACGACCCAUUGGGUCGAGUCAAGAACAGAGACCCCGACUCGGUGCACCUAAUGACCGUAACUCAUCCCACACCCGCAUCAAAGCGGCCCGAGGACCCGGACCCAAAACAGGUCGCCCCGGGAAUCGUAUCGGGCGGGGCUCGUGGGGUCCGGAUGCUUUCGAGCUCAAUGCUGACGGGGAUCGUCGCGACGGCAAUGCAGCCCAAGAAGAAGAAGAAAAACUCGGUGACCGAGUUCGGGGUCAUGAACCAACUCGUCUGGAACGAGUCGGUACUGAAGAAGCUGAAUUUGGUGGUAUCGGACGAGUCGAUCCCGGGCCUGAGUUCACUCGCUGAGUUAAACUCGAAAGUGUUAACCGUAGUGUCAACAGUUAGGCCAGGGAAUGGUAACGGUAAAGGGGAGGGUAGUAUUGUGAUUUUGAAAUAUUUGUGUGCAUUAUUUUUUGAUUCCACAGUUUAUCCAGAUUGCUAAUUAUUAGAAAAUGAAAGGGAAAUUCACAUUAUUGUUUUUCCAAAGGGGAGAAAGAAAAAAAAUUAAAAAUAUAUUGGGUUCACAAGUUUCUUGUUACGGUAA
This is a messenger RNA of Cuscuta campestris, 1689 nucleotides long. Lineage: Eukaryota; Viridiplantae; Streptophyta; Magnoliopsida; Solanales; Convolvulaceae. The record is from the annotation of a GenBank genome assembly.